UCACCGGCUGACUUAGCGAACCGAUUACAUUACAUUACCUUAUUCUUCAAUCUUCCAUCUCUCUUUUUCUGAGAUGUGGUUUUUAAAGCUGCAAAUGACGCUCUCUCCACUCUUGCUUCAUCUUUUUUCUGUCUCCACUUGUUUGGCCAUAACCCAUUUCGCCGAUUUCUCAAGCGCCCAUUAGUUUUUUUUUUUUCUCUCUUUUCUUUUGUUGGGUUUGAUUGCGCUUUCGAUUUGAUUGAGGAGUUGAAUUGGUUUAGACGCCGACAAAAUUCUGGGUUCUUUUCUUUUUUUUUUUCAUCUGCGGUUGAUUAACCCCUUUUCGAUUCGAAUUUUUCCCUUGAGUUUGUUGGAUCUGAUUCGGUGUCUGAAUUGCUGGAUUUGAUUGAAUCGGGCAGUUUCAAUCGCUGUUUGAUUGGAAUUUGAUUUGAAAUGGUCUAUUUCCCAUACUCAAUCUCGGUCUGCAAGUCCGUUGACCAACCAACCGUCAUGGCGAGUUCAGUGAAUUCAGCCGAUCCGAGUUUCAAAUCCAGGAACAGGAAGAUCACUAGCUCAUCGACUUGUUCGAAAUUCCCUGUUUGUCAUCGCUCUCGAUCGGCCGUUAUCGAUAUUGUAAUUCUGAUCGCUGUGGUUGGUGCUUUUGGGUUUCUGUUAUUCCCCUAUUUGAGGCUCGUUAUCGUUGAAUUCCUGGAGAUUUUUGGCGCGAUUUUGUAUUUGAUGGGAGAGGAAGUCUCUCGUGCGCCUUGGAUAUAUGGAUCCAUUGGACUCAGCGUUCUCUGUGCUUCAUUAGCUGCCUGGGUCGUUCUAAUAUGUACGAGCAGGAAAUGUGGAAAUCCCAAUUGCAAGGGGCUCCGGAAGGCUGCUGAAUUCGAUAUCCAAUUGGAGACAGAGGAGUGUGUGAAGAACUCAACUCCAUUGGUUAAAAAUGGAGUGAAGAAGGGGCUUUUUGAAUUGCCCCGUGAUCAUCAUCGCGAAUUAGAAGCUGAACUGAAGAAGAUGGCACCUCCUAAUGGAAGAGCAGUACUAAUAUUUCGAGCAAGAUGUGGCUGUUCUGUUGGUAGGUUGGAAGUUCCUGGGCCUAGGAAGCAGCUGAGGAAGAUCAAGAAAUAAUAGCAUUAAUAAUAUUUUUCAAAGCAUAUAGAUAGGAUAAUCAUUACAGGAUUACUCAGUAUGAAGAGAAGAAUUUUCUUACUCUUGUGGAAAAUUUGAUGUCUUUAAAUAAGCUCAUGGCAGACAGGUGUAAGGAACAUAUACAGUUUUUAAGUAGGGAAUAUACAAUCCUUGUUGCAUCAACUCGAUGUGCUCUCUUAGAUCUAUAUUUCUUACUAUGAUUAACUUCUUCCA
Messenger RNA from Momordica charantia (bitter melon), 1344 nucleotides. Its product is annotated as Ribosomal protein L34e superfamily protein. NCBI's taxonomy places the organism in Eukaryota, Viridiplantae, Streptophyta, Magnoliopsida, Cucurbitales, Cucurbitaceae. The record is from RefSeq and is a predicted model, not a curated record.